AUGUCUGGCCCGGACUCUGCUGCCUCGCCCGCCAAGGGCCGGGGAGACCGGAGCAUCUUCAAAGUCCUUGGCGCCCCCACCGAGGAUAGCCCCUUUCACGCGAGCCGCGAUGCGGAGUUUGCCGCGUCUGCUGGCAUGUCCCCCGCGACAGACUCCAAGGACUCCCCGCAGAUGGCUGCCGCUGGCAGCGGCGGCGGCGGCGGCGGCGGCGGCGGCAGCGGCACCGGGCCCAAGCGCACGAGCUUCUCCUCGUCCUCGGUGUCCUCAUCGCUGACGGCCUCGCCGCUGUCGGCCGGGUCCCCUUCGUCCACCUCCUCUCCGACCAGCUGGCUGAGCUUCCCCUCACUGCACUCUUCCGGCCCAGGGCGUUCGCCGCUUCUGGCCAACAUCCGGCCCGGGGGCAACCCCUCAAACCCCACCGGGGCCGGGGGGGACAAGGGCGCCGCGGGUGGCGCUCCGGCCGAGGCGGCCGAGCCCCAAGAUCCCUUCGACUUGCCGGACUUCUCCCCGCGGAUCUACAUCAACCGGGUUUUCCCGAACGAGGAGGCACUCAGCAACAAGGUGGACAAGGUCUUGACUGAUCUGCAGUUCCAGGUGAACCGCCUGGACUCGGAGAUCCGCGAGGUGGUCCGCAGUCAGACGGACGCCGGCGAGGCGGGCAAGCGCGAGCUCGAGGCCGCCCGGCAGUCCAUCAUUGAGCUCACUCAGCGCAUCGACUCCAUCAAGAAGGCGGCAGCCGCGUCCGACGACCUGGUCGGGGCCAUCACCGGCGACGUGCGUCGCUUCGACUCGGCCCGGCGGAACCUCACCCAGGCGGUCGGAGCCUUGCGGCGCCUGUCCCUCCUGUCGGCCUCGGUGGAGAAGCUCCGCACGGCCACCCAGCGGCGCGACUACCAGGAGGUCACCAGCGUGCUGGCCGGUGUCCGACAGCUGGUGGCAUUGUUCAAGCCGUAUCGUCAUGUGCGAGUGGUGGUCAACUGUGUCGAUGUGGCGGCCAUUGCCCAGAGUGACCUGGGCCGGUACAUCCGCGAUGACCUGAGCCGAGGCUUCAACGAGCAGGGCCAGCCGACUGCCGAUGUGGCCAUGCUCAAGAGCGCUUGCGAUGUGGCGUCGCUCCUGGAUGCCGAUGUCAAGAAGUCCAUCAUUCAGUCGUAUUGUGAGUUGCAGUUGCGCCAUUACAAGCGCGAGUACUUCGGCACGGAAAAUGGCUCGCUUGCCAACGUGUCCCGGCGGUACCUGUGGCUCCGCCGAGCGGUGGCCUCGCGCUCGGCCAACAUCAACAGCAUCUUCCCUGCGGACUGGAACGUCGUCAAGGCCUUUUGCAAGGAGUUCUGCAUCGUCACCCGGCGCGACCUCGAGUCGGUCUUGAAGAUGAUGGACGACCUGGAAGUGACAGCCCUGCUGCAGUCGCUCCAGCGGACCGUCGAGUUUGAAGGGGCUCUCAACCGGCUGUUCAAGUCGGCCGAUGGCGGCGCAGCUGCCAUGGCCGAGGAUCCGUCCGAGGAUGAGGAUCCGGCCACGGAUGGCGAGUCCGGGGCCGAGAUGUCCGACGAUUCGGACGCCGACGCGCCGGAGGGUGGCUCUUCGCCAGCCAAGUCGCGCUCCGCCGGGCGCAAGGACCGCGACGCGGCGACCUCCGCCAAGGAUGACGCCAAUGAGUUCACUGGGCUCAUCUCCCAGUGCUUCGAGCCGUACAUGCAUCUGUACAUCAAGGCGGAGGAGAAGGAGUUCCGCCGGUAUCUGUCCCAAUGCAAGAGCUCGCCCCUGGUGCCGGCCCCCGCGCAGGGAUCCAAUCAGCCGAGCCUGCGUCUGCAGGUUCUGUCCUCAGCCUCCGGACUGUUCUCUCUCUUCAAGAUGUCGCUCAACCGCUGCGUGAAGCUCAGCAACCGGCAGACUUUGCUGAGUCUGGCCAAGUCCUUCGAUUCCUUCCUGGAGGAGUAUGCCCAGUGGCUGCGCGAGGGCGUCCCCGUCCCGGCCAAGGCCACCCAGUCGCGCAUGGCCGUCGCCGGCGUGGGCCCCGUCCAACGCCCCUCGCAGGCCCACCUCAACCCGGCCUCCUUCCGGACUCUGGCAAUGAUCCUCAACACGGCAGACUACUGCCACGAUACCUCGAUCCAACUCGAGAAGCUGCUGAAGAAGUCCAUUCACACGACUCUGAAGGAGAAGAUGUCCUUCUCGGUCCUCAAAAGCAACGUCUUCCAGAAGCUUCUUGCAGCGUGUGAGGCGCAGUUGGUGGAGAACAUGAUUGCCGCCUGCGACCCGGCUUUCGUGGAGAUGACCUCCAUUCGCUGGGACCAGCUCGAGGUGACCGGUGACGAGCAUGCUUAUGUUGGUCACCUCAUCAACAUCCUCAGCGAGCGAGUGCAAAUGGUUCGCCAGCACACCAUGGCUCAGAAGUAUUACCGACGGUUCUUCCACAAGUUUGCCGAAUCCUUCACGGCUCGCUUCCACGACACGAUCUAUCGUUGCCGGCCCAUCAGCGAUGUGGGCGCCGAGCAGAUGCUCGUGGACGUGGCUUCGCUGAAGAUUCGCCUUCGCGAGUUCCCCAACUUCGUGUCUGCUUCGCCCACCUCGGCCUUCUCUUACAGCGACCAGGACUUCGGUUUUGCCAAGGCCGUGACCCAUUCCGGGUCGGACGCUACCAUGAUUAAAAUUCCUACUUCAUACACCAAGAUGCUGAACACCGGCUUCUCCAAGGCCGAGGUCCUGUUGAAGAUGGUCCGCCUGCCGAUCGAGCCGCAUGACGCCUUCGUGGACAACUACUUGAUCCUGUACGCGGACACCGACGUGUCGCGCUUCACACAGAUCGUCGAAAUCAAGGGGCUGUCCACUCGCGCGCGCGAGGUCCAGGCACUGUUGGAUAUCUUCAACCGCCGGCUGCCGGACACGCCGUCCGGCGAGCGAGGCGGCACGGCGCCGGCGGCCGGCGCUGCCACCGGCGCCGGUCUCAGCUCUCGACUGACGGGCAAUCUGCUGCCCACGUCGUUGCUCUCAUCGCUGCCCUCGCUGUCGGUCACGGGCGUCGGUUUGCCGACUUCCCUCUCGCCCACACUCGGCAUCACCUCCACCUUCGGGUCGGGCGCCGGGUCCGGAGCAGCCAGCACUGGCGGUGCUGCUUCUGGUGCUGCCACUUCCGCCACCACUGCUGGCGGCGCCACAAGUACACCGGCUCCACCUCCGGCCUCGGCAUCCGCCUCGUCGUCGGCCUCCUCCGGGUCUGGCGCCUCAGCGCAGGCCGAGUCCGGGGCCAAGGGGCCCGUGCGUCCGGGGUCUGGCACUCCGGCCACACCGGCGGCCACCGGCUCGGGGACUCCCGCCGCCGGCUCGGGUGGCGCCCCGGCCGCCGCCGCCGGAGCCUCGGCUUCCGCUCCUCCAGCCUCUGAGGAGCCGUCGUCCACCACAUCGCGGUACUCGCGGUUCACCUUUGACCGAGACACCUUCGCCCUGCCGGACAUCUCGGCCACCCCUGGUCUGCGCAGUCUCUUUAAGCUCAACGAUCAGAGCGGCGCGGCUGGCGCAUCGGGCUCGGCCGGGGCUCCGCCGUCCGGUUCCUCCGGCUGA
This is a messenger RNA of Fonticula alba, 3561 nucleotides long. RefSeq lists its product as hypothetical. Gene Ontology annotation, cellular component: GARP complex. The coding region runs from base 1 to 3561 and encodes 1186 amino acids. The record is from RefSeq and is a predicted model, not a curated record. Lineage: Eukaryota; Rotosphaerida; Fonticulaceae. Gene Ontology annotation, biological process: retrograde transport, endosome to Golgi. The transcript is spliced from 14 exons.